Molecule: messenger RNA, 1725 nt
Organism: Hydatigera taeniaeformis
Lineage: Eukaryota; Metazoa; Platyhelminthes; Cestoda; Cyclophyllidea; Taeniidae
Source: the annotation of a GenBank genome assembly
AUGCUUCGAUUAGUGUGCGCUUCUCGUCCGAUCUCUCGUAGUGGAUUCCGUCCUCGAUUGCCUCUCGCUUCAGCACUAGAUAAGGCUUAUUCCACACAAGCGAAGGCCUUCUACUACCAGGACUUACUUGAACUUGAGAAGCCUCCGUACGCUGGUACUCAAUUCAAGAAGCUAACAAGUGAUUAUGUAAAGUCUACCAACGUUAACGGCAAAAAAGUCCUUGAGGUUGAUGGGAAAGGUCUCACGGUUAUAGCUGAGCAGGCAAUGAUCGACAUUGCUCAUCUUUUGCGGCCUUCGCACUUGCAAUCCUUAUCCAACAUACUAAAAGAUCCGGAAGCCUCCAAUAACGACCGAUUUGUUGCAUUGGAACUUCUUAAGAAUGCCAAUAUCGCGGCUAGCAUGAUUUUACCUAGUUGUCAAGAUACUGGUACUGCAAUCAUCAUGGGCAAGAAGGGUCAAUAUGUUUGGACUAAUGAAGAUGAUGGUGCCGCUCUGUCAAGGGGCGUUUUCAACACUUAUACGCUUCAUAACCUUCGAUACUCUCAGGUUGCCCCCUUGGAUAUGUUUACCGAGAAGAACACAGGCACUAAUUUACCUGCCCAAAUUGAAAUAUAUUCCACCCCGGGAAGUGAGUACAGUUUCUUAUUCAUGGCCAAGGGUGGUGGAUCAGCCAACAAGUCCUUUCUAUUCCAACAAACAAAGGCCGUGUUGAACGAAAAGAGCCUUUAUGAAUUUGUCACAGAAAAGAUGAAGACUCUCGGGACUGCCGCGUGCCCACCUUAUCAUUUAGCCGUUGUAAUUGGAGGCACUUCUGCCGAAUUCAACUUGAAAACAGUGAAAUUGGCAUCUGCACGCUAUCUUGAUCAUCUUCCAACAUGCGGAAACGAAUACGGUCGAGGAUUUCGCGACCUGGAGGCGGAGCAACGCAUUACAGAGAUCUCUCAGAAGCUGGGAAUUGGGGCUCAAUUUGGCGGAAAGUACUUCUGCCAUGACGUUCGAGUCAUCCGUUUGCCACGACACGGUGCCUCCUGUCCUGUUGGGAUUGGCGUCUCGUGUUCUGCUGAUCGACAGUGUUAUGGUAAGAUUACAGAAGAAGGUAUCUUCUUGGAGCAGCUAGAGAUUGACCCUGCUAAAUACCUUCCUGAUCCGUCUGCCACCCAGCUGUCAAGAGAUGCUGUUAACAUCGACCUGAACAAACCAAUGUCAGAGGUUCUCGCUGCUCUCACAAAGCACCCUGUCAAGACCCGUCUUAAUCUCACUGGUACUCUUGUUGUUGCUCGUGAUAUUGCUCACGCCAAGAUUAAGGAGCGGCUAGAUGCGGGUCAACCAAUGCCUGACUACCUCCGUAAUCAUCCAGUCUAUUACGCCGGUCCAGCCAAGACACCUGGGGGUUACGCCAGCGGCUCCUUUGGUCCAACUACGGCGGGUCGAAUGGAUAGUUAUGUCGAUCUCUUUCAAAGCCACGGAGGUAGUAUGAUAAUGCUUGCCAAGGGCAAUCGUUCUAAGGACGUUACCAACGCUUGCAAGAAGCAUGGUGGUUUCUAUCUUGGCUCGAUAGGUGGUCCCGCUGCUAUUCUGGCUCAAAACUGCAUUAAGAAGGUCGAAACCCUUGAGUAUCCAGAACUCGGUAUGGAAGCAAUUUUUCGUGUUGAAGUAGAAAACUUCCCAGCUUUCAUUGUUGUUGACGACAAGGGCAAUGACUUCUUUGAGGAGUUUAAAUUGUAG